AUCCGCUCUAAAUACAUUCUUUUGGGCAACAAAAAUUUAAAAUUUGUAUGGUAGGCAAUUAAGAUUCCAAAAAGUUUUCAAAAAUGAAUGCACAUUUGCUCAAUCUCCUUCUCACAAUUAUCCUGGCAUUUUCUUUUGACGUUGAAGCACUCAACCCGCACUACUACGACCAGUCAUGUCCACAAGCAGAUUACAUUGUUACCAAUGCAGUCAAAAACGCGAUGUCAAAUGCAAAACUGUUCCUGCCGGUCUCUUGAGAAUGCAUUUCCAUGACAGCUUCGUCAGAGGAUGUGAUGCGUCGGUUCUGUUGGACUGGAAGGGAAAGAACAAAGCAGAGAAAGACGGACCUCCUAACAUCUCACUACAUGCGUUUUAUGUGAUUGACAAUGCAAAGAAGGCAUUAGAAGAGCAGUGUCCAGGUGUGGUCUCUUGUGCCGAUAUCCUUUCACUCGCUGCAAGAGAUGCAGUUGCUCUCUCAGGAGAGCCUUCAUGGGAAGUGCCGAAAGGGAGAAAAGAUGGGAGAAUAUCAAAGGCAGUAGAAACAAGACAACUACCAGCUCCUACUUUUAACUUCUCUCAGUUGCAACAAAGCUUUGGCCAAAGGGGCCUCUCUACGCAUGAUCUUGUUGUUCUCUCUGGUAUUAAACAUACUCACGUUCACUUAAAGUAUAUAAGCCAAUGAUGCCGCUAUACCAUGAUUACAAAAUGUGGCUUAGAUGUUCAAUUACUAUAUGUAUAUUAAACAAUUCUAAAAUAUGUAACAUACAUGAUGCAUAUAUGGGACAAUAAUAUUACAGAUUCUAGAUAUAAUUGGAAUUUAGGCACCAAUCUAAACCAUUAAGGUAGGUUAUAUAUAUACAGAUUUGUGGGUGUCAUGUGAAUUUUUGAAACCUUAUAGUUAACAAAUACAAAGUUAAAGUGAGUUUUUUUAGUCUAAAUGCUAAAAUUGUUCAAAUAAGUUUAAAUGUUAAAAUUAUAUUUAAAGUUAGAGUUAAUAUUAUAUAUUUUGUAAUAACGGUAUAAAUUUGGAAUGUUUAAUUAAAUGGCGGGAGGACAUACACUAGGAUUUGCCCACUGCUCAUCGUUCCAGAUUAGAAUCCACAACUUCAACACACAGAAACAGAUUGACCCAACUCUAAACCCGUCAUUUGCGGCAAGCUUGAACGGAAUUUGCCCAACCCAUAACAAAGUGAAAAACGCUGGAGCGACCAUGGAUGCAACCUCAACGUCAUUUGACAAUAUUUACUACAAGAUGCUUAUGCAAGGCCAAUCACUUUUCUCAUCUGACCAAGCGCUUCUAACAACAACAUCUACUAAAAAACUCGUGUCCAAGUAUGCAGGUUCCAUGGAAGAGUACGAGAAGGCUUUUGUAAAAUCCAUGAUCAAGAUGAGUAGUAUCAGUGGGAAUGGUAAAGAGGUCCGACUUAACUGUAGGAGGGUUCGUUAGAUUCUCAGUCUCCGCUUCCAACAGAAAGUUGCUAAGUCUUUCUUUUUUAUAUCGUCAUAUUGGUUGUUUGUGAAUAAGCCGUUCUAAUGAUUAUUGCUGAGGUUCUUGUAUCGGGUGUGCUAGUGUCGACAGUUAUUUACAAGUAAUAAAAUAUUUUGUUUCUUUUUUUUUAGUCGACCAAGUUAUUAAACAAGAACGAUACAUUAAAUCCAAUUUGUUACAUAG
Thlaspi arvense is the source of this 1672-nucleotide messenger RNA. The record is from the annotation of a GenBank genome assembly. NCBI's taxonomy places the organism in Eukaryota, Viridiplantae, Streptophyta, Magnoliopsida, Brassicales, Brassicaceae.